Lates calcarifer (barramundi perch) is the source of this 3420-nucleotide messenger RNA. It is a transcript of the gene rbm24a, whose product is annotated as RNA binding motif protein 24a. Gene Ontology annotation, molecular function: mRNA 3'-UTR binding. The record is from RefSeq and is a predicted model, not a curated record. Lineage: Eukaryota; Metazoa; Chordata; Actinopteri; Centropomidae. The transcript has 4 exons. Gene Ontology annotation, cellular component: cytosol. Bases 349 to 1047 code for a protein of 232 amino acids.
GAGUUAGGACCGAGCGCUUUUAGGAAUGGGUCCCCAAAGCUAUUCAGUUAGACAGCAGAGUUACCAAGAAGAGCUGGAAACACCUGAUGGUCUCUUUGGGACAAUCCGCUCCAUACAUAACUCUCCUCUUAACUGUCGGAAGAUAAAUCUACCUCCAGGCUUCAUUUUUGUCGAGUUUUUUGUUUUGUUUUCUCUUCUGAAGAAAAGUUACAGAGCCAGCUGAUCUCUCCCUCUCUCUCUCUCUCUCUUCUUUCUCUCUUCAUCCAAAGAAUUAUUGAUAAGGAGACAUUGCACUAUUCUGUUUUGUUUUUUUGUUAUUGUUCCUAUUUAUUGUAUUUUGCACUAACGAUGCACACCACGCAAAAGGACACGACCUAUACGAAGAUUUUUGUCGGGGGUCUUCCCUAUCACACCACGGAUUCAAGUCUCAGGAAAUAUUUUGAGGUGUUCGGUGAGAUUGAAGAAGCGGUGGUGAUUACCGACAGACAGACCGGCAAGUCUAGGGGUUAUGGAUUCGUGACAAUGGCGGAUCGCUCGGCCGCAGACCGGGCCUGUAAGGACCCCAACCCAAUCAUCGACGGCAGGAAGGCCAACGUCAACCUGGCCUACCUGGGGGCCAAGCCACGGGUGAUGCAGCCAGGUUUUACCUUUGGUGUUCCCCAGAUUCACCCUGCGUUCAUCCAAAGGCCUUAUGGCAUCCCGGCCCACUACGUGUACCCUCAGGCCUUUGUGCAGCCUAGUGUCGUCAUCCCUCACGUGCAGCCUGCAGCCGCUGCACCUGCCACGGCCUCCUCCCCUUACAUCGACUACACCGGCGCUGCCUAUGCGCAGUACUCUGCGGCUGCGGCCAGCGCUGCAGCUGCAGCUGCAUACGAGCAGUAUCCCUACGCCGCUUCCCCUGCGGCCGCGGGCUACGUGGCCACCGCUGGCUAUGGCUACGCAGUCCAGCAGCCUUUAGCCACCGCUGCCCCAGGCUCGGCCGCCGCCGCAGCCGCGGCCUUCGGUCAGUACCAGCCUCAGCAGCUGCAAGCCGACCGCAUGCAAUAGCAGCCACUGCAACCACUGGACAUGCAGAGAGAGGAUGACCACCCCCAGCCACAGCUGAUUGGUCAGGAGAGGGAGCAAAGGAAAAGGAAGAGGGAGUGGCUUUAAGGGUGGGCUUGUCAGCGACUCAGAGGCAGAAUUGCUUUAAAAAGAUGAUGAUGAUGGUGGUGGUAGUGAUGAUGAUGAUGAUGAUGAUGAUGAUGAUGAUGAUGGUGAGGUGGGAACUUUUUACAUAACUUUCCAACUUGCUGUGCUUCAACCAAAAAAUUAGAAAAUGAAAAAAAAUCGCAGAACAAUUAAUGGAAAGUGAUUUACUAUUAUUGUUGUUGUUAUUACUAUGAUUAUUAUUAUUAUCAUUACUAUUAUCAUUGUAGUAGAGUACUUAUUUCUAGAGAAGAAAUGCAGGAACUAAUCCCUGUGGUUGGUAUAGGUGUUAAACUAAGCCGUUAAGUCCUAUUGCUGUCUUUAACGUUAGUUUAGGAAACUGUUCUUUCGGUUAUUUGAUGCCCUCAUAACAUUUAUAUUUAUUAUUGUUAUUAUUACACAUUGAGGGCUCUCCGUGUUCUUUUUGUCUUUUCAAGUGCAUUUUUUUGGAGUACAAUACUUUCUGAUAAUCAGGGAAAUGGAACCGUUUCCAAUGUGUUAGCUAUUAUUAUGUGACCUCUGUCAGGAAGUUGAGCAGUCGUAACUUGUUGUGUCACACAUAUUUGAAAAACUACCUUUUUAUCUUCCUGAUGCUGAAUGUCCCUUUUUUUUCUUUCUUUUUCUUUUUUUUUUUUUACUCUGUGUCUCGACCUCUUGACCUAUGCAGAGCAAACAAAUCACCAGGAGACAAAAAAAGGCAAAGAAAAGAAACAAAAAACUGAAAAAGUCAUCAACUCUGACUUGACUCUUGGACUAAAGGGGGACUUGGCAAACAAAACAAAAAGGCACUGACAACAGGGGGAGAGGUUGAACACGGCUUCAGACAAUGAGAAACACUAAAUCAGUCGCUUUUCCACAUGUUUCACUCGCACAUACACUGACACAUGCAUCCAGAGUUGCACACAUAGCAGUCAAAGACAAAGGCAGCACAGUCGUGUUUCUCUCUCUCUCUCUCUCUCUAUCUCUCUGGCUCUGGGAUGGAGAGAAAGAAAAGAGAAAGAAAGAAGACAGAGAGAAGGAGAGAGAGAGAGAGAGCAGCUGCUGUUGGGGGUGGGUGGACAGAGCCGCUCCAGCGCCACACAGACGGAUCACUCUGGAAAGAACGCAUCACUUGUGCUCGUUUGUUGAGCUGUCACAUUUUAAUCCCCGGCCCGGGCCCAUUUGGGAAACCAACGUUACACCCCUCCACCCGACACAGAGCCCCCACCACCACCGACACCACCACCACCCCCAGUCAUUCAGCCCUGCCGCUGUCAGCACUUCCACCUCUGUGCUGCUGCUGCUGCUGCUGCUGCUGUAGCCUGGUGUCAGGUACACACUCACAAACACACACUCUCACCAAAGCCACCCCAACAACUGGCCUGCCUCAUGUCUGUCAAGAACACCAGGUGGGGUGGAGAGGACGGAGUGGGGGUGGGUGGGGGUUUACUCUUUGACGUUAUGUUGGUCUGUGUGCCUUACAUUUUUACUGCUAUUUAAGAGAAAAAAUACUGAAAAAGAAGAGAGAAAUGUACUAUUUAAGAUAUUUAUUUUUGAGGGUUGACUAUGUUAACGCUCUGAGAGUAGAAACUUAGUGGUGGUACUGUAUUAAUAAUAUUAUUAUGUACUCAUCUCAAGGCAUAUAUAAGUUAUUGAUUAGUUUUAGUAAUAAUAUGAUAUAAUAAUUAUUAUUAUUAACAUACUCAACCAAAAAUGUUGAUGUAGGACUUAUUUAAAUUACUGUUAUGUGCACUGUACUUUUAUUUUUUAUCUUUUUGAUUCUUUAGAACAUGACAUUAAAUAUUAGCUUAAUGCCUUUUGUAUGGAAGAACUUUAUUUAAAUGCAGGCCUGUUUGCAUGCAGAUUGUUCUCUGCCUCUUCUGUGUUUAGAUGAAAGGAAAAAAAAAAACAAUAAUAAUUUUGACAAAAACAAAAGCGAAAAAUGCUGCUUUCUCCACUAGAAUGUAUAGUCGUCGUCGAGGUUUCAGUAGCUGUGCUUCUUUUGCUUAAUAUUCAUCAGAUGGCCUAUUUUACACUGUUGGGAAUUUUUAUACUUGAACUAUUUCUUACAAGGGAAAUAUGAGAAAAAUAAAUGACAAAAAAACUUUUUAAGAAAGCUUUUCAUUGUCACUGGAUGAAGGCAUGUAAAGUGUUACUAUUUAAAUGCAAAGGUCCUGUUGAUAUUAAAACCUUUACUUCAGAAUUUCAACACCAUUUACUCAAAAUUGGAAUAAAAUGUUCUAUAUUUAAAAA